CCGGGCGGGCCAGGCUGGUCCUCCCGCCGCCGCGGAGUCUCCGCCGCUCACGCUGCCCGCCGCCGUUCCCGCGACUCCCGGCGGCGGCGCUCCUCCCGGACGCACGGCUCGGGCAUUUCCCACCUCCGCGCAGCUCCGCCGCCUCCCAGGCUCCCGCGGUGGCGCGGCUCAUGCCCCGGGGCGCAGGGCGCGCAGGUGGGCCGGCCGCCGCGGGGAGAUAGGCCCCCGGGGGGACGGCGGCGGGACCAUGGCCCGGAGACCCGGGGCGCCGGCUGGCUAUGGGGAGGAGUUCACCUUCGUCAGCCCGCUGGUGAAAUACCUGCUCUUCUUCUUCAACAUGCUCUUCUGGGGUCUGCCUCCUUCCCUGUGUCCACAGGUGAUUUCCAUGGUGAUGGUGGCUGUGGGAGUUUAUGCUCGGCUGAUGAAGCAUGCAGAAGCAGCCUUGGCUUACCUGGCAGUGGACCCUGCCAUCCUGCUGAUUGUGGUGGGCGUUCUCAUGUUCCUGCUCACCUUCUGCGGCUGCAUUGGAUCCCUUCGUGAAAACAUCUGCCUCCUACAGACGUUCUCCCUCUGCCUCACCAUCGUGUUCCUGCUACAGCUGGCUGCAGGAGUCCUGGGCUUCGUCUUCUCAGACAAGGCACGAGGGAAAGUGAGUGAGAUCAUCAAUAACGCCAUUGUGCACUACCGAGAUGACUUGGAUCUACAGAACCUCAUUGAUUUUGGCCAGAAGAAGUUCAGCUGCUGUGGAGGGAUUUCCUAUAAGGACUGGUCCCAGAACAUGUACUUCAACUGUUCAGAAGACAACCCCAGCCGUGAGCGCUGCUCUGUGCCUUACUCCUGUUGCUUGCCUACCCUGAACCAGGCAGUGAUCAACACCAUGUGUGGCCAAGGUAUGCAGGCCCUUGACUACUCGGAGGCUAGUAACGUCAUCUAUACCAAUGGCUGUAUUGACAAACUGGUCAACUGGAUACACAGCAACCUCUUCCUUCUUGGUGGUGUAGCCCUGGGCCUGGCCAUCCCCCAGUUCUGGAAGUCAGAAAUCUGAAAUGGGUCUCACUGGGCUAAAAUCAAGGCAUCAUCAGAGCUGAGUUCCUUCUGAGGGCCCUAGCGGAUCCAUUUAUCAACUUUUAGAGGCUGUUUGUUUGUCUGGCCCCCGUUUUCAUCUUUAGAAUAUAUCAGCCUCUGCUUCUGUGGUCACACCUUCUUUUUCUCUGACUCUGACUCUCUUGUGUCCCUCUGAUUAUAUUGAGCCUACCCAGGUUGUCCAGAAUAAUCUUCAAUUUUAAGAGUCUUAAUUGAAGCACAUCUAUAAGGUUCCUUUUCCUCUGUAAGGUAAUAAACACAUAGGUUCCAGGAAUGAAGGCAUGGACAUUUUGGGGUGGUCAUUAUUCAGCCUAGGACACUCACUUCCCACUCUCAUGUAUCUCUUAAGGUGGGGAAAUCUAGGAAUGAGCUAUUGUUGGUUAUUGGCAAGAGCUUGAGGUGGGCGUUGUCUGGCCUUGGUUCUAAAAAUCGCCUAACAUUUAUUGAGCGCUUACUGUGUGCUAGGCACAUGUUUAUUACAAGUUUAAUAUGUGGGUCCUUUAAUAUGCUAUUUUCUGACGUGUUCCAUCCCAAAGAGCAGAUAUGUUAACAGGGUCAGGGAUCAGUUUCAAAAAGGGGACACAGAAAACUUCUUUCUUUCUUUCUUUCGAUUCCCCUGGAACCAGAAGAGUUCCCCUAGGCCAUUACUCUAAAGAGGUCAGGAACAUUUUGUAAACCGUACUCUCUCCUCACAAAAACAAGUUAAGAGUAAUUAGAUAUUCCAAACUGCCAUAGAUAAAACACUUAGAGAAGGGGAUAAAGUGGGGAGUAACCAGACUCUAGAAUUUAUAUUGGAAGUUAAGCCUCUAGAGUCUUCUCACCACCACACCAGGAACCUGGUAAAUCAGUCAGAUGAUUGGAAGAGCAUAGAUACUCCAGAAGCAUUUUCAACCAUCAGUACUCACUGACUAAUAAACACAGUGAUGAGAGGAAGGGGUGAUCACUAAUAAUGUCAGGACAAGUAGAUUAUGGUAUGAGAAAGAAGUAACUGAGAGUCAUCUGUCACACAUACUAGUUGCAUUCCAGAGAGUAAAAUAAUUAAAGCAAAACAAACAAACAAAAAAA
Messenger RNA from Lutra lutra (Eurasian river otter), 2148 nucleotides. RefSeq names its product tetraspanin 33 (gene TSPAN33). The transcript is spliced from 8 exons. Gene Ontology annotation, cellular component: membrane. The record is from RefSeq and is a predicted model, not a curated record. Lineage: Eukaryota; Metazoa; Chordata; Mammalia; Carnivora; Mustelidae. Bases 248 to 1045 code for a protein of 265 amino acids.